This is a messenger RNA of Brassica rapa (field mustard), 1906 nucleotides long. Its product is annotated as glucomannan 4-beta-mannosyltransferase 7. Gene Ontology annotation, cellular component: Golgi apparatus. The record is from RefSeq and is a predicted model, not a curated record. Gene Ontology annotation, molecular function: mannan synthase activity. NCBI's taxonomy places the organism in Eukaryota, Viridiplantae, Streptophyta, Magnoliopsida, Brassicales, Brassicaceae.
AGCGUGCUCAUGUCAAAGUAAUAUGAUACCAACAACAAUAUUUCUUAAUAAGAAGAAAACAACAAUAAUUUAAAUGAAAGUAGAAUUGGUCCACUUGGCCGAUGAAAAUUCCCAGUUGACUCUCAAGACAAGAGAGAAAGACACAGACAGAGACAGAGAAACAGAGGCAAGCUGCCAUUUGUUGGAAGCAGAACAGGAGAUUGUUCAAUGUCUCCUCUUACAAGCUUCCACCGUAUUGCUCACGACACAUUCUCCUCCUUCCUACUCUCACUGGACGGAUCUUUCUUACUGGGUUCAGAAGAUGUCGUUAAUACCCGGAUCAGCCUCUGGUGGGAGCAAGCGAGAGCUAUAGUAGUUGUGCGCUUCUUCAAAUUCCUGGUGGCUCUAUGCUUGAUCAUGUCUGUGAUGUACUUCGUUGAGGUCAUGUACAUGGGGAUUGUGGUAGCGUAUGUCAAGUUAUUCAAGAGAAAACCAGAGAAAGUUUACAAAUGGGAAGCUAUGGAGAAUGAUGCUGAAUGUGGCAGUAAAAGCUUCCCUAUGGUUCUGGUGCAAAUACCUAUGUACAAUGAAAAAGAGGUUUGUGAGCAAUCAAUUGCUGCUGCUUGCAAAAUCUCAUGGCCAUCAAAUCGUAUUAUAAUUCAAGUGCUUGAUGACUCCACUGAUCCAGCAAGUAAGGAACUGGUGAGAAGGGAAUGUGAAAGAUGGUCAAGAGAAGGCGUCAACAUAACUUUUGAGAUAAGAGAUAACAGGAACGGAUACAAAGCUGGCGCGUUGAGAGAAGGAAUGAAGCAUAGCUAUGUGAAGCAGUGUGACUAUAUUGCUAUCUUUGAUGCUGACUUCCAGCCUGAACCUGACUUCCUCCACCGUACUGUUCCUUUCUUAAUUCACAAUCCCAAGUUAGCACUUGUUCAAGGCCGGUGGGAGUUUGUUAAUGCGGAUCAAUGCAUGAUGACAAGACUGCAGGAGAUGUCUCUAAGCUACCAUUUCACAGUAGAGCAACAAGUUGGAUCUUCAACAUUUGCCUUCUUUGGUUUCAAUGGAACGGCUGGUGUCUGGAGAAUCUCAGCACUGAAUGAGUCUGGAGGAUGGAAUGACCAGACAACAGUUGAAGACAUGGACAUAGCUGUAAGAGCCACACUCAGAGGCUGGAAAUUACUAUAUAUAGAUGAUCUCAAGGUGAAAAGUGAGUUACCUUGUUCAUUCAACGCCCUCCGUAGCCAGCAGCAUAGAUGGACUUGUGGCCCUGCCAAUCUAUUCAGGAAAAUGGCUGGACAAAUAAUAAGAAGCGAGAAUGUUUCUCUAUGGAAGAAGCUGUAUAUGUUGUAUAGCUUCUUCUUUAUGCGCAAGGUCGUGGCUCACAUCCUCACCUUCUGCUUCUACUGUGUUAUCUUGCCAGCAACUGUUCUGUUCCCAGAAGUCACAGUUCCUAAAUGGGCUGCGUUUUAUCUCCCUGCUUUGAUCACUCUCUUUAUCGCAAUCGGUAAACCAAGAUCAGUCUACCUGUUGGCGUUUUGGGUUCUGUUUGAGAAUGCAAUGUCCAUGCUUAGAACAAAGGCUCUGGUCAUGGGCUUGUUUGAGACAGGAAGAGUACAAGAAUGGGUUGUGACAGAGAAACUAGGUGAUGGCCUCAAGAACAAGCUGAUUGGGCAAGUACCUAAUGAACAUCAAGUCAGAUUCAGAGCUAGGGUGCAUUUUCUGGAACUAGUGCUUGGAGUGUACUUGUUGUUCUGUGGAUGCUACGAUAUCAUCUAUGGGAAGAACAAACUUUAUCUCUAUGUGUACCUUCUAAUGCAGUCAGCAGCCUUCUUCGUUGUUGGUUUUGGAUUUGUGGGCAAAUAAUAUGUUCCUGCUUCCUCCUAAAAUCAUAGAUAGAUCAAAAAAGUCUCAAUAUGUUUCAAAAGUUUUU